AUCAACCACGACGUACGAUUCUGAUUGGGAGCUUGCAACGACAUGGGAGCAGGACAGUCAACUUCUCAGAGCCACGCCCCAUCUCGUGCUCUCCACGUUCUUCGCGUCACACCGUCUUCGCCAGCUUCGCACACGACCAUUGAGCCGUUCUUUGACUUUGUCGUCGGAUUUGAAGGCGAUUCUCUGUCUGCACAGAACAUCGAUGUUGCAGAGCUGGAGAGAAUAGUGGAGAGCCAUGAAGGCAGGACGCUCAACUUGUUAGUUUGGAACAGCAAAAGCCAGGAGACCCGAGUGGUUCCUAUUGUUCCGUCUCGUGCAUGGUCCCAGCAACAGUCACAACCAGAAGGCUCCCAUAUUCAACCUUCUCUGCUCGGACUCAGCAUGCGAAUAUGCGAGCCCGAAUUCGCCCUUGAUAACGUCUGGCACGUCCUCGAUGUCCUUGAAGGCAGUCCCGCGGAGAGCGCCGGCCUGGUUCCGUACGGCGAUUAUAUCACAGGCUGGUCUGGAGGCGUUCUUGGUGCCGAAAACGAUUUUUAUGAUUUAGUCGAAGCCCAUGUUGACAAGCCUUUGCGGGUCUAUGUGUACUCUCACGACUUUGAUGCUCUCAGGGAAGUCGUUCUUGUUCCUAACCGUCACUGGGGCGGUGACGGUCUCUUGGGUUGCGUGUUUGGUUACGGCCUUCUGCAUCGAAUACCACCGCAUUCUUCCGGCCAUGUGGCGACAACACCUCCUGAAAUCCAAGAAGACUACGAAGAUCAAACAUAUGGGCUGGGUAGAGCCACGGCAGGCUCAGUGGCGUCAGGAUCUGUUUCCGACUCAACCUUCGCAAGACCAUAUUCCUAAAACGAUUCCGACUAUAUUGGAGGAAUCCAGCCCCAAAUUUCCUUCUGAUACACCCCACGACCAUUCGUCCCCAACCCUGACUUCGGCAUCUACACAAGUUUCGACUUCUCCCAGCCACGCAAGGCAUGAAGUGUCACGGCCAUCUUUUGGAAACUUGAUUAAUGGUGAUUCACCAUCAAAAUCGUGAUGUUUCCUUGGAGCUCAAAUUAUCUACGAGAAAAGGUUCUGGAGUAGCACCUCAAACUCUCGCCUCUCGUUCAAGAUCACCUGCCCCAAAUUUAAAUCCGAGUAAUAAUUUCAACAGGACGUCCACAGAAGCUGGAUAUAGAUCCAGCACAGAUGAGAAUUCUCACGGUGAGGGAGACAGUGUUGCAGAUACAGAGACGACAUCACAGGGAAGUCUCACCAGUGUCGAUUAAAUUAACUUUUCUUUGGGUUGUGUGUGUACGAAUUUCAAGGACA
This is a messenger RNA of Desarmillaria tabescens, 1305 nucleotides long. RefSeq names its product GRASP55/65 PDZ-like domain-containing protein. The record is from RefSeq and is a predicted model, not a curated record. Gene Ontology annotation, biological process: Golgi organization. The transcript is spliced from 7 exons. Gene Ontology annotation, cellular component: Golgi apparatus. Lineage: Eukaryota; Fungi; Basidiomycota; Agaricomycetes; Agaricales; Physalacriaceae. Gene Ontology annotation, molecular function: protein binding. The coding region runs from base 43 to 843 and encodes 266 amino acids.